CGCUGCCGAUGUUGACAUCACCCAGCGCAGCUCGAUGAAGAGUCUGUCAGAAGAGGUGAGGAGAGCCAAGCCCCCCCCUCCACAGGAGAAGUAUGAGUUGGUGUCCAUCCACCCUGCUUCGUCCUGACCAGGAGCAGACAGACAACAGAAGCUACAGCCUGGAGGCUCUGCGGGGGGAGACGGGGGGGGCACACCCGGCUGACCCCCAGGACAGGACCGCAGGGCUGGAUGGCCGGCACAGUGGCUCCCUGGUGUCCCUCACCGAGGAGGAGCAGGACGAAGACAGCCAGACAUCCCAUCAGGUACUGUCAGCGACAAACAGCUAUCCUGCCAUGUUCCAUCACCAAACCCUCACCAAAUCCAUCUCCAUGGUGGCCAUCAGUCACCGCGAUAUAGAUGCGGUCAGCUCAUUCUCCAGUAACUCGGGCUCCCUGGAAUACAGUAUUUCGGAGGAGGAGCCGGGCCCUCUGCGGAGCGACACCGAGGGGAAAGGAGGGCCUAAAAUCAGUCGCACGUUCAGCUACCUCCGCAGCAAGAUGAGCAAGAAAGGCAAGGAGAAGGAGAAGGAGAGGAAAGGAGAGAAGGCACGAGAUAGUAAAGAGAAAGAAAAGAAGAGUGCCAACGGUCAUCUCUUCAUCUUGGUCAGUUCAUGUCCUUCCACCGCCGGCUGUCAGCACUGCAGCAAAGCUCUGCCCAGCAAGGAAAGCUUCCUCUGCAGCAACUGUGGAGCCAGUGUCCAUAAGAGCUGCAGAGAGAGUCUGUCUGUCUGCACAAAGAGCAAAACAAAGCAGCAGAUGCUGGUGCCAGAAGCUGUUCCUGGGUCAACUGUGAACAUGAGGAGUAAAUCGACGUCUUCGGCAUCGUCCGUGUCCUCCGCAUCGUCCUCGUCCUCCCGGGAACGCUGGACCACAGCAGCCAGCCCUGACGACCAGUUCCCUGUCCUGUUUCCGCGGAGACACCCCAGCAUCUUCAACACAAACAGCAACCUGGCCAAGAGCAUCUCCACCAGCAACAUAGCAGGGUUAGAUGACGUUCCACUCAAAGGCCUGAAGUUUCUGUCCCAGUCCACUGACUCUCUCCAUCAGGGGAGCAAAGUCAACGCCUCCACAGAGUCACUCACUGAUGAAGGUACUGAGAUGAUGGACAGUCAGCUGAUGGGCGAGUUUGAGUGGGACGUUAAAGAUCUGGAAGCUGAUUCCUGGAGCGGCACGAUGGACAAGAAGUUCUUGAAAACGUUGAAAAAAGAUGAGAUCAAGAAACAAGACGUCAUCUAUGAGCUGUACCAGACAGAGUUCCACCAUGUGAGGACUCUGAAGAUCAUGUCUGACGUGUACUAUAAAGGCCUUCAGAAGGAGCUGCAGCUGGACUCGCUCACUCUGGACAAGAUUUUCCCAGUUAUGGACGACCUGUUGGACACGCACACACAUUUCCUCACGCUGCUGCUGGAGAGGAAGAGGGCGUCUUCCACUGAGGCGCAGAAGGACAGCAGCUUCCUGAUCUGCAGCAUCGGGGACGUCCUGCUCAGCCAGUUUUCAGGCUGCAGUGCUGAUCGGAUGAAGAAGGUUUACGGGAAGUUCUGCAGUCGCCACAAUGAAGCUGUCACUCUGUACAAAGACCUGCACGCCAAAGAUAAACGCUUCCAGGCUUUCAUCAAGAGAACGAUGAGCAGCAGCAUCGUGCGCAGGCUCAGUAUUCCAGAGUGUAUUCUGCUGGUCACUCAGAGGAUCACCAAAUACCCCGUUCUCAUCCAGAGGAUCCUCCAGCACACUAAAGACUCUGAUUCAGACCACGGCUGUGUGUGCGACGCGCUGCGCAGUGUGAAGGAGCUGAUCACGGCUGUGGACAGUAAAGUCAACGAGCAGGAGAAGAAGCAGAGGCUGAGAGAGGUGUACAGUCGCACUGACAGUAAGUCCAUCAUGAGGAUGAAGAGUGGGCAGAUGUUUGCUAAAGAGGACCUGAUCAGAGGGAGGAAGAUGCUGCAUGACGGAGCGCUGCAGCUGAAAAACUCUGCUGGACGGCUCAAAGAUGUCCAGGCCUUGCUCCUGUCUGACGUGUUGGUCUUUCUUCAGGAAAAAGACCAGAAAUAUGUCUUUGCCUCAUUGGAUCAGCGCUCGACCGUCAUCUCUUUACAGAAUCUGAUAGUCAGAGAAGUGGCUAACGAGGAGCGAGGGCUCUUCCUGAUCUCGGCUGGUACAGCAAAGCCCGAGAUGGUGGAGGUGUUGGCCAGCAGCAAGGAGGAGCGCAACACGUGGAGGGCCAUCAUACAGGAAGCCAUGCACCGCAUGGAGAAGGACGAGGACGAGGGCGUCCCCAGUGAGACGGAGGAAGACCGGAGGCAGCAGGAGAACCGAGCCAAGGAGAUCCGUGAGCUGCUGCGGAGGAAAGACGAGCAGAUCCUGGCUUUACUGGAGGAGAAGGUCCACAUCUUCAGAGAGCUGGGCGACUGGAGCCCCGCCCGUGAGGAUCCCAAUCCACCAAUCAGGGAGCGCAUGUUGUUCAUGGCCACACCUGAUGAAGUCACAAAAGGGGAGCCAAUCAUAAAGGAUGCACUGAGAGAAGUGGAGAGCCUGCAGGGCUACGUCAGCAGCGGUGUUGGCGUUCCAGCCGGCCUGGCAGGGGGGGCCAGCGCGGGGCCCGUCUGUCUGCCCAGGAGAGCCGAGACAUUCGGAGGCUUCGACAGCCAUCAGAUGAACAGCAGCAAGAACGGAGAGAAGGAAGAAGGGGAUGAAUCGCUGGACCUCCGCAGGACGGAGUCAGACAGCGUGUUGAAAAAGGGAGGCACUGCCAGCCUACAGAUGUUGCUGAAGAGAAACACGGAGCAGGUGCUGCACAGUGUGACAUAUCUUCACGAGCUGCUGAUUGCACUGCAGGCCGUGGUGCUCCAGCAGGACUCGUUCAUCGAGGACCAGCGGCAGAUCCUCAGCGACCGGCUCGCCGCCACGUCCUCCAGACACUCGUCCUCUUCCUCGCUGUCGUCCACGUCCUCGUCCCGCCCCUCCUCGCUCAUCGAGCAGGAGAAACACCGAAGUCUGGAGAGACAGCGACAGGAGGCGGCCACUCUGCAGAAACAGCAGGCGGCUCAUCAGGAGGAGAAGAGGAGGAGGGAGAAGGCGUGGGAGUUGAAGGAGAAGAGCCUGGCCGAGCGGGAGGAGAGGCUGAGGCUGGAGGAGGAGCAGACCAAGGAGAGGCGUCGCCAGCUGACCGACGAGGGAGAGCUGCUGCUCAGGAAGAAAGAGGAGUACCAGGCAGAGCUGGAGAGGCUGAAGGAGGCCCAGAGGACGCUGGAGCGCGAGCAGGAGGCUCUGAGGAGAGACACCCAGAGAUUGGAGGCCAUGAACACAGACCAGUCGGAGAGGCUUCAGAGGUACCAGCGCACGCCCUCCACCACCUCUGAAGACUCCAUAAGGUUCCACAGCUCCGGAUCUCUGGAUCUAGAUUCAAAAGAAGCAGCAGAACAGCCAAAAGGGGUGGAGGUCUCGUCCUCGGCCCAGAGCAGAGAACCUUUCCUCCGCAUCGGAUCCAAGAGGAUGGGCAAAAGCUUUAACCCCUUCUCCUCUACCUCGUCCUCCAAGCCCCAGGGAGCAGAGAAGGAGUCCCAGCUCCCCAGCAAACUGCUCCAGCUGUCUAAAACCAAGGAGAAGAAAGACAAGAGGAAGAAGAAGGGCAAAGGAGAGCAGACACAGACAGAAAGCAACGUUGCAGUGAUGUCAGACCCUCGCAAUGAUGGAGAGAUCUUCUUCUGCUGAGGACCUGGACGACGCACAUGUGCACUUGUAACUUUCCCGAGGAACCAGACAACCGGCCGAGCAGCAAACGGGACCCCUGACGCUCUAUUUGGAUGUACUGUAAAAUGCCCACGUGUCUCUGCUGACUGUCUGGCCUCUGGACACUGUCCCUGCCUUCCUGCCAGACAGAACGGGCCGCCUCCUCCUCCCAGAGACACACCGGGUGAAGGGUCAGUGUUGAGACGAUGAUUCAAUCAGGAGAAGAAGACUUUCCCUACGAGCUUCCGUGUGUUUAGCGAUGGAAAGCCAAGCAGAAUCGGACGAGCCGCGUGUCCGACCACGUGUCAAGUCAAAUCUCCUCAAGACUUUACACUGUAGCUUUAACACGAACCAAUAACGAGUGCCUUUUCUUUCUAGCUGUGCUGAUGCUAACUUUGAAUGCUUGUGGUGCUGGUGACUCCUCAGUUUCAGUUAGCAACUCGAGGAACUUUUAAUUUAAUGUGUGAUGUUUGCUUUAUAACUUUUUUUUUUUUUAAUCAGUCAAGCUGUCAAACAGGACGGGACAUGGGGGAGUAACAGACGGCACGCCACAUGGUGUGUGUAACAGUUGGUAACCGCCAUGUCCACACUGUGUGCUGAGGUCAGUGUUUGUGCUCGGCGUGCACACCGAGGCCACAGAACUCCAGACACAACCAGUCAGCGCCAGGCCAGUCCCCGGACACGUCUGAAUCUGUAGAGAGGUCAGGGCACGGGUCUCUGAGACAGUCUCUGCUCAGUGGAAUGAAGGUGGUCAUAGCAGACGUUUUGAUUUCCUAGAAAUUCAUUAUUUUUUGGUUGAGGGUCAUCCGAGUCAGCAUCGAGCUCUGCAGAAGAAUCAGCGAUCAUCUUUAAUUUGACUUUCAGUGGAACAAUCACAACAGGAUCAGGAUACAAAGAUAUUUGAGCCUGCACUUUAUAUUCAUGGGAGAGUGAUGCUUCUUAUGAAGGCUCUGUCAUGUCCUAAUCAUUGCAUCAUACGCCUUUUAGUAAUUUGGUACUGAUUACAGUCAAAUAGGAACAUUCUGGAAAGAUGAGCUCCAUUUAAACCCAAGUAUAUCUACAUUAAUUACUGCAAAUUUUAUUCUUAAUAUACAUAUGUUGAACUGUUAUAUACCGAGCCCCCAAGGUCCUGAAAGAUGUAAUUUUUUGAAAUCUCAAAUGCUCAAAAUGUGUGUGUGUGUCAGGACUUUGGGGGCUCUGUAUGUAUGCUUGCUUCAAUGUUUCACAUACGUUCACGUUUUCACGAAUAGAAGUGUACCAAUUGAACUCAAUUAGUACAACACCGUUCUUUGUGGUUACGUUUUUUGGAAAUGAUUUGGAAAUGACAGAAUUGUAAAAGAAAACAUCACCCAUGAGAGCAGCAGUACAGUGUAGUUAUGUCACAGUGGAGCUGGGUCACAAUUCAGUAUUAUUACUUUUACUGGAUUUAUAUUGAGAGGAUAUGAUCAUAUCAUGUUAUUGCUUCUGCGGUCAAAAUGAAUCCUCCAGGCCCAUUUGAAUGAAAAAAUAAACAACCUGAGUUAAUAGUUGUCUGAACAUUCGAACAUCGGUUUACUGAGCCUUACUUUUCUUUCUUGUCAUCGGAAACAUCAGUUGACAGAAUACCCCCCAGCAGACUGUGGAACUGUGUUCCAACUCGCCGUGAUUUGGAGCACUUCGUGACUUAACAGCCAUGUUGAUGUCAAUCAAGUUGGAUUAUUUUACAUAUAUUUGCCACUUUGUGACCAAUGUUAAUAGUUGAUCAAAAACAUGUUUUACCCAGCGUCUUUACAUGAGACAAUCAAAAAUCAGAGUUUACAUUCUACAUUGUAAAAAAAGUCAUAUAAGAAAAACUACUGUUAACUUGUUGGGUUUGUAAAGUGCUGCUUGUCACAUCAAUCAAUAGCAAUCAUUGCAGACAGAAGGAGAGUCAUGAACGGUUGAUGAUAAUAAUAAUAAUGAUGAUAAUAAUAAUACUGAAGAUUGUCAGAUAGUGGCUGGAGACUUUAUUCAGCUCAGUGGAAGAGAGACGCAGUUACGGGCCUUUAUUUCCACCCCCCCAUCGUCGUCAUGUCAUGUCAUGUCUGUUUUCCAUUCAUCCUCCCUCUAACCCUAACCCUUUAGGAGGCAAGUGGCUGAAACCUCAUUCCCUUCCCCGAAGGUCUUUUAUUUUGAAAUAUAGAAUCAAUCACAGUAAAUGACUCUAAGAGAAGAGUACCCAUGGAAUAAUGUUGUGGAAGUACACAUUACAUUGAAGUUACCGUGUACGUAUACAGUAGUGCAGUAUGUUUACUGGUUAUUUAUUUAUCGUUUGCUGUGAUUUCCAUUAUCUGAGAAUGUACAGCGUAACAAAGCCCAGUUCGAUCUCGAGUCAGACUUGUGAUAGAAGAAACAAUCCUGGAUGAACUGAAUUAAUGACGUGUGAAUCCGUAAGUGCAUUAGAUCACGAGUGGACAAAGGGUGACGACCACAUUAAACUAGUUUCUCUUCCAAGACCUUGUCAGAUACUAUACCUCCUCUGCACCAUACUGCAUAUGGCCCUGUUCCACUGAAUCCAUCUGAACUCAGUAGCUGUUAAAACCCAACCCUUCCCCUUCAUCCAAAUGUUGUUUCUUUUCAUAUUCUUCGUCCCCCCUCCAGCCCCGCUGCUGUGAUAACGCACCAACACACAGUGGAUGACCUGAAGCUCUGAUUCAUCAUCUCUUACACAUCCGCACAUUAGAUCUGCACCACAUUGAUUUUCUCCUCGUGUUCUCUGCAGCAGUCUGAAGAAAGAUAUUUCAGCCCACAGGGUCAUUUCCCGCCUUGCUGCUGAGAGAACAGAUUUCUACUGAAAAAGAGUAGUCACUGAUGUUUCCUUCUCUCCUCUCCUUGUGUCCUCUCCCCUCUCUCUCUCUCUCGCUCUCUCUCUCCGCUGUGUGUAAUUAUUAGCAGUGGUUCGUCUUCUGAUUCAGAAGUGGAAAACGGUCUUCCAGGUUCCUCUGGAGAGUUAUUCAUACUCCAGAAGGAAAUCCUGCAUUUUUCUGCAGAUUCACAUGUUAAAAGGCAAUAUAUUUCAAAAUAAGUGCAAUAUAUUUCUACAGUAUCACACAAUGUUAAUAUGAUGUAUUGGCGAGACGUGCCUUAAAAGAUGUGUGUACGCAUGGUUUUAUAAAUCUGAAUUUGUUUAUGGCAUACGCCUUUUUGGGCUUUUGGGCCCUUUUUUUAUACUCUUUAAAUAAGUCCAAAGGGGGGGAAAGGUAUUUUAUAUUUUGGUUUGAGGAUAGUGCCCCCUGUAUUAAUUAUUAACCAGUCAAAGUGACUCAGUCUCCGUCUACAAAGAACUUCAUUUAUCACUGUAUUUGCAACGACUAUCAUUGUUCUAUCGUCAGCUGGCAGGACGCAGCGCGAGCCUCAGACCGACUUGAGCUUCCUAGCUGAUGUCUGUCCUCUACGGACGGGUCUUAUGUCUCACAGACCUCCAGCAGAGAAAACAGGGCUGCUGACAAGAGAGCCUGAAAGGCUGGAGAGCUAAUCAGUUUUACUCCGUUGACAUGUGAAAUCAUGUAGUCCUUAUUCUUAAACACCACUGCUAACAAAAACCACGGUCUGUCCUCAGCUUUAAGCUCCAUUCAGCAGCAGCAGCCAGUUUAAAAGCUGGAUAUGGUGUCCUGGCUAAAGGAGCACUUUGUGAUAGAUUGUCGUCUUCCUUGUAGUGAUCCAAAUAUUAAGAAUACAUGUAAAAAAAAAUCACUUUGGUGUGCAGAUUGUGAGUUCAGUUGGACUGAAGAUUGAGGCUGGCAUGUGUGAGCAGUAGAUAACAUGUUAUAAUGUAUCUUUGUGAACACUGUUCUACAUUUCAAGCUAAAGGCACUAGGGAUGAGUUCUGUUUCCAGAGUAGAAAUCCCAGCAGCACAGCCACAUGGGAGCAGCCAGAGUUCUGCUGUGAAGAGGGAGAUUAGUUUAAAUCCCCCCCCAACCCCCUCCCUCUCUGAUCCAGAUAUCCUUCAGUGGGUUUGAGUGUCCUUGAGUAGUUUAUUCUUCUGUGUGCAGUCAGAGGAGGUAUAUGUCGGGCUGUUCUACAUGGGUUCUCCUUGUACACCUAUACAGCUCAGUUCACAAUCUGCAGCUUUUGGAUGUAUGAAACAAAAUAAGCUAAAUGACAUAAACUGUUUGAUCAUAGAACAUGGUGGUAGUUUGGGGCUCCACGGUGUUUCCCACUCAGCGUGCACCAGACUGCUACUAAAACCACUCAUAAGGACUUUUACUAACUCACAUUAGACCUUACAGUUUUUGAACUGUUUUUUUUUUUUUUUUUUUAAAUGUAUUUGUACUGUAAACAAAAAGGUACAAAGUUUAUUUUUUCGCAUUUUUGUGUACAAAGAAAAAAAAGGGCAACACAAUACAUUUUGUAAAUAUGUUUUAUGUACAAAUCUGAAUUUCCAAAGUACUGAUAAUUGUGGAUUUUGUUUAGUUGGAUGAUUGUUUUUUUUAAUAAAUAACAAAGGUUUAUUUAUCUGUCCUCUAAAUGUAAAGUCAUUUUCUCUCUUCAAUAAAUAACCAUGCUGUUUGUCAUGCUACA
This is a messenger RNA of Perca flavescens (yellow perch), 8304 nucleotides long. RefSeq names its product A-kinase anchoring protein 13 (gene akap13). The transcript is spliced from 33 exons. Gene Ontology annotation, biological process: adrenergic receptor signaling pathway; positive regulation of canonical NF-kappaB signal transduction; regulation of Rho protein signal transduction. Gene Ontology annotation, cellular component: actin cytoskeleton; membrane. Gene Ontology annotation, molecular function: MAP kinase scaffold activity; guanyl-nucleotide exchange factor activity. The record is from RefSeq and is a predicted model, not a curated record. The coding region runs from base 93 to 3746 and encodes 1217 amino acids. NCBI's taxonomy places the organism in Eukaryota, Metazoa, Chordata, Actinopteri, Perciformes, Percidae.